Molecule: messenger RNA, 1624 nt
Organism: Xiphophorus couchianus (Monterrey platyfish)
Lineage: Eukaryota; Metazoa; Chordata; Actinopteri; Cyprinodontiformes; Poeciliidae
Gene: p2rx4b
Product: purinergic receptor P2X, ligand-gated ion channel, 4b
Exons: 12
Coding region: 322-1512 (396 amino acids)
Biological process (GO): response to ATP; calcium ion transmembrane transport
Cellular component (GO): plasma membrane
Molecular function (GO): purinergic nucleotide receptor activity; ATP binding; extracellularly ATP-gated monoatomic cation channel activity
Source: RefSeq, a predicted model, not a curated record
GCUUCAAUUGUUUUACCGUUUCCCAAUGAAAAAUCAUUGCAACACAAUUUCAAUAUCAAACCAGAAUGAAAGUCAAAAUUACCCAAUUCACCCAAACAGUGCAACACAAACAUACUGUAUCUAUCAAUGCCAAGAAAGCUGUUAGCACAGAGCUAGACAAGAAAACGUAUCCAGUCCUUUCUGUGAAGGGUUUGCUCAAACACACCGCUGUUGGGUGUUACGUGUCCACGUCCAGCAUGAUUUGAAUAUAAAGAUUUGAAUAAAGGCAGCAACUGUCCAUUUAUCAAGAUCGCUCAGUUCGUUAUUGUACGUGGUGCAGCGAUGAGCAAGUCAACAGGCUGCUGCCAGGGCUUUCUACAUUAUGCGUUUGACUAUGAAACGCCAAAAACUCUGAUUAUUCCCAGCAUACGUGUCGGAUUUGUCUUCAGGUUCACGCAGUUCUUGUUGCUGCUGUAUGUGGUGGGGUAUGUGUGUGUGGUGCAGAAAGCGUACCAGGACAGAGAAUCUGUCAUCAGUACUGUCACGACUAAAGUGAAGGGCUUUGCCUUUACCAACAUCUCCAACAUGCAGCCUCGUUUUUGGGACGUGGUGGAUUACAACAUCCCCCCACAGGGAGAUGAUUCAUUCUUCGUGUUGACGAACAUGGUCAUGACCCCCGGGCAAACCCAGUCACGCUGUCCUGAGCUUCCAACCCCUUCCACUACCUGUGUGGACGACUGUGACUGUGUGGAGGGUUAUAAUGAUCCUCGAGGGAAUGGUAUACAGACAGGACUGUGUGAAAACUAUUCCUCCACUGUCAAGACCUGUGAGGUUCUCUCCUGGUGUCCCCUGGAAAUAGACACCAACCUACCCAAGCGAGCACUUCUGGCGGAGGCUGAAAACUUCACUGUGCUGAUCAAAAACAGCAUCACCUACCCAAAGUUCAACUUUCACAAAAGAAACAUACUGUCUCACAUUAACUCCACGUAUCUGAAGACGUGCGAGUUCAACCGCCAAACGCACCCCGACUGUCCCAUCUUCCGCCUGAAGCACAUCGUCUCUGAGGCCGGCGAGGACUUCCAGGACAUGGCUGUGAAGGGCGGUGUUCUGGGUAUUCUUAUUGACUGGAGCUGCGACCUGGACUGGUGGGCAAGGAAGUGUUAUCCCAAGUACACCUUCCGCAGGCUGGACAACAAACAUCCAGUCAACAAUGUGGCCCUGGGAUACAACUUCAGGUUUGCAAAGUACUACAGGACGGCAGAGGGAGAGGAAGUGAGAACGUUGAUCAAAGCGUACGGGAUCCGUUUUGACGUCAUCGUGUUUGGAACGGCGGGGAAAUUUGGAAUUGUACCGACCAUUGUGAACCUGGGUGCAGCUUUGUCCUUUCUGAGUUUGGUUCCCAUGCUUGCAGACUGGUUCAUAUUGACCUGCAUGAAGAAGAGAGAUCUUUACAGCAGACAGAAAUCAACGUAUCUGGUUGAGGAAUCUGAGGCCGAAUCGGCAUCACUGAGCACAACGUAUGGAACCCAGUAGCAGCCUGGAGUCAGCAGGAGAAUUCAUUUUCUUCAUAUAAAUUCAUUCUUGCUCUAAAUAUGUCACAGAUAGAUUGUCAGAAGCCUUAAAUAAAACUGCUCAUGUGUGUAAA